Molecule: messenger RNA, 1512 nt
Organism: Baudoinia panamericana UAMH 10762
Lineage: Eukaryota; Fungi; Ascomycota; Dothideomycetes; Mycosphaerellales; Teratosphaeriaceae
Exons: 2
Coding region: 1-1512 (503 amino acids)
Source: RefSeq, a predicted model, not a curated record
AUGGCGAGUCGCAAGACGGACGAAGAGCUGCUCGCCGAGCUCGAAAGUCUUGGUCUCGAAGACGCCUCGGGCGCCGUGCCUCCCUCGACACAGUCUAAGGCUUCGGCACAACCGUCAGCCGCGCCUCAAGACGAGGAUGUGUUGAAGGACCUACAAGCGCAACUCGCGACCAAACCAGCACCGUCUUCAAGACCCAGUACGCCGCGGCUGAGCUCAAGCACAACAUCAGCUGGAACGAAGAGGGCAGAGCACACCCCUACCAGCUCUGGACCGCCUAGUGGCAGGAACAGUGAGGAUCGGCUUCGCAACGCUACGGCGGCUACGAGGACGAGCGGAGAGGGCAGGCCUUACCACCAGAGCUUCACACCGGAGUAUCAACAGCCUCAGUCUCAACCACAGCGUCAUGAGGAGAAGAAGGACGGCGGUGGAGGAUGGUGGGGCAUGCUAUCGGGUGCUGCGUCAGCGGCAGUGAAGCAGGCGGAGAGUCUGGCAAAGGAGAUCAGUGGUAACGAGGAGGCUCAGAAGUGGGCUGAGCAGGUCCGGGGAAACGUGAAGAAUCUACAGUCGCUUGGCACUGACCUACGAUCGCGCGCACUGCCUACCUUCACCUCUCUGCUGUCGCAUAUCGCUCCACCGAUCUCGGCCCACGAACGUUUACAAAUUCAUACGACACACGACAUCCACAACUACCCUUCCCUAGACCCGCUAAUCUACCAGACUUUCUCCCGCAUCAUGGCACAAGUUGAAGGCGGUGAUCUCAUGGUCAUUCAGCGAGGCAGCGAGAAUCGAAGCCGCGCACGUGCAACGUCAGAGCCACAAGGCUACCGUGGCGGUGUGCUGGGCAGCGGCAACAGCUGGACCGACGCGCCAUGGUGGCGAGACGAGCAUGUCAAGCGAAGUCUAGGCGCCGUUUCGGGCUUGAAAGAGGGCACGCGGUUGGUGAGGGUUAGCGCAGAGAGCUAUGCCAAAGACUUCUUCGAGGCUCGUGGUGGAGUUGAGGAGGCAGCGAAGAAAGCUACCGAGACGCUGUCUGAAACCAACCCAGUCCGCUCGAGCGACAUCUUCCUCGCCAUCCAAGCGAUCAGCUACGUGGUAGAGAGGGAAAUGUUCGCGGAUGACGUUCGGAUCGAAGACGAGAAGCCCGCCGUGGUUGAGCCCGAAGCAGAGGAGGAAGAGCUGAUCAGCUUCGCUAUUUACCUCCAUGACCCCAUGCACAGUCUCUCCUUUAGCACGCUCAGCCAGCCCUUCCCGGCCAAGUGGGCGCAGUGGCUUGAUGCGAGCCCGCAGGAGGACGGGCUCCCGGACAGCAUCAUUGAGAUUAUUUCCAGCGGUGGCGUUGAUCCGCGAGAGUGGGUUGCGGAGUGGAUGGAGGAAAUCCUCUCGUUGGGUGUCGGUGUUGUUGCGCAGCGGUAUGUCGCACGGCGGAUGGGCGUAGGUGAAGGUGGGAUUGGAAGGGGGAAGAGGAGGGCGGAGGAGGAGGGAGUCGGUGGGGAAGCUGCGAGGGCGAUUUAA